Emiliania huxleyi CCMP1516 is the source of this 939-nucleotide messenger RNA. RefSeq lists its product as hypothetical. The transcript has 3 exons. Lineage: Eukaryota; Haptophyta; Isochrysidales; Noelaerhabdaceae. The record is from RefSeq and is a predicted model, not a curated record. Gene Ontology annotation, molecular function: protein binding. Bases 1 to 939 code for a protein of 312 amino acids.
AUGUGGCUACCGCUCCGCGUCGGCGCCGGAGCGGCCAAGAAGGAGAUCGUGCUCGGCCGCUCCUCGAAUUGCGACGUUCGCACGCUCGACGACGAUAAGAUCUCCCGCCAGCACCUCAAGAUCAAAACGAUCGGCGACCAGCUCUGGCUCACCGAUAUCGACACCACAUUCGGCACUCGACUCCGCGGGGAGCCCGUGCGCGGGUGGACGAGAGCAGGCCACGGAGACGAGCUGGCGCUCGGCGCGUCCCUAUUCCAGCUGCUGCUCAUGCCGGCGGAGGCGCAGACGCCGCAGGGGCUGCCGCCGACGCUGCCUGGAGCGCUCAAGAGGCAGGGCCGGUGCCCGCCACUGCCGCCGUCAGCGCCACGGGCGCCGAUGAAGCACGGCAGCUCUGUCGCGACGGAGCAGCGCGAGAAGGUGGCGGCGGAGGCCAAGGCCGCAGCGGAGGCGCGCCAGAAAGCGGCGCUCGACGAGCAGGAGGAUCCGGAGCUCCAGGAGGCGAUAAGGCGGUCGAUCAAGGAGCAGGUCGAGCUGGAGCUCCGGCGCAAGGCUGCCUUGACAAAGAUGCGCAAUGACGCGCGCGCGCAGACGGCAAAGGCGCUCGCGGCGAGCGAGGCUGAGAUCGAGGUGCUCUGGCAGCUCGCCGAAGACGACGGCCGCCCGCGCGACGUCUGGUGGCGGGCUCGCCUGCGCCUGCCCGGCUGCUGCGCCGCACGCUCUCUCGGCACGGAGGCGGCGGCGACGAGAUCGGACGGCGGCGGCGCGGUGCUCGAGUACGCUGCCAUGCACGGCUUCGAGGCGGAGACGCUGAGCGUGCGAUUCCUUGAUGUGUCGGCCGCUUUCCAUGUCAGCGCGCACGAUGGCUGGCUCCGCCACGCGGGCAGCGGCGGAGGCCAAGGCGCGACUGGCCGAGGAGCGCGCGCGCAAGAAGAGCCUUGA